Molecule: messenger RNA, 5540 nt
Organism: Chiloscyllium plagiosum (whitespotted bambooshark)
Lineage: Eukaryota; Metazoa; Chordata; Chondrichthyes; Orectolobiformes; Hemiscylliidae
Source: RefSeq, a predicted model, not a curated record
GAAUAUUUAAUACCUGACCUGGUUAUUUUUGAUUAAGGAUUCGUGUGAACAAAAGUUUUGAAUUCUUGGCCGGUAAACCCUCGAUCAGGGAAUCUGAAAUUAACUCCCGGGUUCGCUGUGAACAUUUAGUGAGCAGUAGUUGUUUUGGUCAUAUUGAAAUAUACACUGAACAUUUAUUUCUUAUAACUCCUUUUAAAAACUAAAAAUCAAAGACAAGCCUUACAGGUCAAAAUUGGAUCAAAAAUUUCGUUACAUUUUUCAAUUAUUGCUCCCAUAAAUCUAUCGCAGGAAGAAUUAAUUGAAACAAAACAUGGUUAUUUUAACAACUGUGGUUUCUGGAGUCGUUUAUUAAAUAAAAUAGAAACACCAAUACUGUAAUGCCACUUUGCUAAAUAUAAUUGUGGAGCACACAGCGUUCUUGUCAGCUCGCUAUUUUGAAUCCAUGCUUGCUCACCAGAGGAGGCUUGAGUUUCUAAUGAGGAAUUGCAACGAGUUCCCAGAGCGAUCAGCGUCACGGGUGAUGACAGAGUGAAAACAAAAUCUCUCGAUCCUGUUUGUAAUUGUUAUUCACAGCGACGUGGCAGGAGAUGAAUGAAAAGUUAUGUGGGGCAGAACUAAUUGUAUACACAGGAAAUGGCACCGCAGUUUACCAGUUCCUUAAUCCUGGAGACACCCACUUACACCUCGGGCAGGGCAUUUUAUUUCUUCAAAAUAAGUCGAUCCCGGCCUUGGUCCAUUAGUGGUCGGAGAAGGGACAUGAUAUGAAAUCAAACAGGCUGGCGGGAGCAGUGGACCGCACACACCUCGACAUUUCAGCGGCGGCCGCAGGCCACUUGCUGCCCCCGGGCCGCGGCUCGAUCUUCCUGGGUUGCUCCCUGGACGCCUCUCCCAUGAGCGGUGCCGUUCCCGGAAGUAUUUGCGGAGGCUCCACGUCUGCCAGAUUUCCCCAGCCCGUCCUGCAGCUUCGGGGCAGCCUGCUGCACUCAACCCAGAUCAGGAUUUACCGACCGACUCUUUGUCUGUGAAUUGCUUUUGUGUUCAUUUCAAAGUCUUAAACUGCGAGUUACAUAACUCUAGUUUAUCCAAUAUGAACAUAAUCGCGAUUAACUCAAUGUGAAAUUUAAAUGGAAACUACAUAUUGAUGGAAGUGGGGAUGAUGUCCAGUUUGUUUCUGAUAUCCCCUCGCAAGAAGAUGAGGCAAUCCCACUGGCAACUCUGUUUGGGGUGGUUACUGAUCCUGGUAAGUGAUGCUCAACAGGGAUGUAGUAGGUAUGGAGACAUACUGUCCAAAGCGUAGUCUUUCCACGGUUCUGAGGUAUAUUCAAUUAAUUGGUCUGGAAUUUUCGGUAAGCACAAGAGUGAAACAUUCCUGUUCAUUAUCCCUCGCAAAAUUACAGCACCUUCUGCAUCCGCACAUGUAACUGGGCAAAUUCAGAAGUCACUUCUCCCUGUUCCAACUCUCUUCACUUGCUGCAGACACCUGUUGAGUAUUUUCCAGUUUGCACAAUCAUCUCACUGCGAAAAAAUAGUUGAAGACGGGUUUUGCUUUUGACCAAAGCGGCAGCUCAUUCUGGGAACCCCCGACGCAUAGCGGCCGAUGGACCAUUCCAGCAGACGCUGCCCGUUCCCCGAUCGGAUACUUUUAUUUCUUUCACACGAUGUGGGCGCCCCUGGUUAGGGGGCCAGUCUUGGAUGCCCAUCCCCGAUUGCCCUUGAGAAUGGGGCUGAUGCCAGGAUCUUUACACAGUGCAAUUACAACACGAACUACAUCAAUUUUGAAAUCUUCAACAGACAGACAUCGCAAUGAUUUCAUUAGAUUUAUUAAUGCAUCUGACAUGGUAGCAGCUAACUACAAACUUUCCAUUGAUUAUUUGUGCUCUGAGCCAAGUACUAUUAGAGUUGAGGUGAUAGUUUCAACCAGUAUUAAAACUGGAGUUGUCAUUUACAAGAAAAAAUGGAAAUGUGAAAAACGUCUUAAUAUCUUGAGAAAUCGGACUCUGUGGGUGAAAUUUCCAAACAUUAUGUUAUACAGACCUGAUUAUGUGCUUCGACGUUCUAUUGUCAUAAACAAUGUAAUGUUAAGAGCAUGGAUUAUAAAUAAUGGAUUUGAAGCUCGUGAGAAUCACAAUCUGUUUGUUUAUGAACAAGCUACAACUAGAACCUACAAGUUACUGAAGACAUUAAGUUCUUUUGAAAGGCCUUUUAAAGAUCAUAAAGAAUGCCUUCAGUGGGACACAGAGAAGAUACGGGCAAUAAAAGAAAGGAAAGUACUCCAGUGUUUGCUUGAUAAUGAUGUUGUUGAACUACUUCGUUUUCCUUUUGCAUCAUCUGGUUCAAAUUUUGGCAUAGUAAGGAAACUAAAAACAUUUAAUAACUUUGAAAUGGAAAUGACAAGUAAAGACCUUCUUAAUAAUCCAAGGUUCACUGUGUCCAUUUGGCUUUUUCUGCUUCAUGAUUGUAAAUGGCCCCUCUGUGGGAUCUUCCAUCACAUCAAUGACAAACAGAUCUAUGCCACCCCAUUGCUGUUUCUUACUCAAGAUGGUCAUAUUCACUUUCAGAUGAUGCUGUCCUCAGGAACAUAUGUUGCAGGAAAGUCAAAUUUCAAAUUGUCAUUGAGACGAUGGUGUCGAUUGGAUUUCACCUUACAAGACAGAAGAAUGACUUUGUCAGUCAGCUAUGGCGAAAAUCUGCAAGGCAGAGAAGAUGCAGUUUAUAACUAUCCUGAAGAUGUUCAUCAUAACGAUUCAGUUGGGUACUUUGUCCUUGGAGGCAGCAAUCAUGUCCGAGGUUUUGAAGGAUUCAUUGGCCCUGUGAAGUUAUACCGACUGGUAGGCCUAACAGUCCAAAAGAUUUCAAAUCCUCUUGUAACUAAUCACGAAAUCCAUAAACAUAUUGAACAGUACUAUCAGAAAUGCAACUAUCUCACUACACUUAUCAUGAAAUAUUUCCACAGCCUUGGAUUGCACAAAAAGUUACAACAUUUGAAUCAGAACAACAAUUAUUAUUUAGAUUUGGUCACAAAAUAUGGACCGAAAAACUAUGAUGAAGAAAAAUGUGCAGCACACACCUGGGGGAAAAGAACUGAGAAGAAAUACGAGGCUUUAUUUGAUCUGCUUCAGACAAUGGCAUUAGAGCCAAUUUUAGACUUCGCUCAUUCACCAAACCUACAAUCUACACUCAUUAAAGUUGGUGAGAAACUUUUUCAGAAGACAGUGGAGAGUCUUGUUCGUCCAGACAGUGCCCAGCAUAUUGGCCACCUGAUCGCUUCACUCAUGAAGGCUAGCUGCUGUGGUUACUACAGGGCAGCCUAUUUCUUGGCUGUCAUUUUUGAGACCGGUCUAACUGUGGAAAUACAACCCUUACAGGGCAUGCUGUACAGUCUGGUUGCUGCACAAGGAAAUGAAAGACUUGCCUUAAUGCAUCUUGGAUAUAAGCAUGAUCAAGGUAUUGAUGGUUACCCCUUGGACUACGAUAUGUCAUAUGGUUACUACUCAAACAUUGCACAACAGACUGUUCGUGAUCGGGAUAUAUUUGAUGGAGAACAGGCUUUUGUUGAAACAAUAAGACUAAUGGAUGAUUCAGCUUUACAGAGUCAAACUAAAGAAAAUGAUGACCUCUUUUUAUGGCUCAGGUAUCAGGCAAAUCGUGGGGAUGUAUUUGCUCAGCAAAAACUUGCGAGAAUGCUUUACUGGGGACAACAGGGUGUCACACGUGACGUGAAAGCUGCUUUGGAAUGGUAUUCUAAAAGUGCAGAAGAGACAAGAGACCCAUUGUCAAUGUAUGAGUAUGGACUUUUUCUUUUCAAGGGCAAAGGAGUGAAAAAGGAUGUAAAAUUGGGCUUAAAACUAAUCAAUGAAGCUGCUUCUAAGGGAUCACAUGAAGCAAUGAAUGGUUUGGGAUGGUAUUAUGAAACCUUUAAGAAGGACUAUGUGAAAGCUGUGGAGUACUGGGAGCAAGCAAUGAAAAUGGGAAAUCUGGAUGCAUUACAUAAUCUUGGAGUGAUGUAUGAAAGUGGACUAUACCCAGGCAAACCUGUAAAAAAUGAGACAGAAGCAUUUCAGUAUUACUAUAAAGCUGGAUCUGGUGGACACUUUGAAAGUGUAGUUCGCUGCUCCUUUUAUUGGAGUACAGGAAACUUUGAAUCUAUUCCACAUAACCCCAGAAUGGCAGUCCUUUGGACCAGAUUUGUUGCUGAAAACAAUGGAUUUUUGGGUUAUUUCAUGAGAAAAGCUAUGGAUGCCUAUCUUCAGAAAUCCUGGAAUGAAGCCUUGCUGUAUUUCCUUGUGACAGCAGAAACAGGAAUUGAAACGUCACAGACAAAUGUUGCUUAUUUCUGUGAACAACACCCUGAUCUCACAAAUAGCAGUGAUGAAUAUAUAUGGAGAUAUUAUAAUUUAUCUGCAUUUCAACUGACCACACAUCCUUUUGUUUUAAUAAAAAUGGGAGAUUACUACUAUUAUGGUCACAACAACCAUAAAAAAGACAUCACACAAGCAAUUGAGAUGUACACCUCUGCUGCUUUAUUGAAAUGUUCCCAAGCAUUUUAUAAUUUGGGUUCACUGGUAGAGGAGGGAAUUAAUAUACCAGAAAAAAGUUUAGACCUUCUAAACAUUCGAGCAGCAAAUCAUUCCAAAAACUCCUCAAUCCUGCUGGAAUUAUAUGGAAGGUGUAUGACCGUAGAUAUGGAAGAGGGUUUUGUCCCAUGUUCUAUAGCUUUGCUUUGUAUUCACCUGAAAACUAUAUGGAGGAAUAGCUGCUCUGCUGCUCUUUUAUAUACUGCAGGCUCAGUACUCCUAUCAACUUUGAUUGUUUUUGCUGUUAAGCGUUACUGGGACACAAAAGAAAUUGUUCCCACCACGGGUACAAAUGAACAUAUUCCAGCUAUGAAUUCUUUGAGUCAAAAUAUUCAGUCAGAUGAGACUGUAUCAGAAGAAACAUCGUUACCUUUAACUGCACCAGAGUAUCGCGAUCCGAAUGAGGCUGAUUGACAGAGUAACAGCAACGAAGGCGGAUUAAUUUGUUCAUGUUGAAAAAAAAUUCCUUUGUAAUUACUUAAAUCAUUCCUUAUUAGGAAUAUUUCUAUAUAUUGCAGAGUGACAUGAUAUCUGUAGUGAGGAAACAGGCCAUUUAGCCCAGUUGGUCGAUAUCAAUAUUUAUGCUUCACACAAUCUACAGUCCAUCCUCUUUUAUCUGCCUGGAAGCAUAGCUUUCUACUCAUUUUUCCCCUCAUAUAAUUAUGCAGCAUCCUCCAAAUAUAUCUUUGCUAUUUGCCUCAAUUGCUCCAUUUGGUAGCAUGUUUUAGUUUCUAUUCACUCUUUUGGUAAAGAGGUUUUUUAGAAUUAUUUGUUGGAUUUAUUGAUGAUUAUCUCAUAUUUAUGACUCUAAGUUUUGGAUCCCUGCACAAUUGGAAACACAGUCUCUGCAUCAUCCCCAUUAAAUCCCUUCCUUAAUUCCAAACUCUACCAGGUUACCCCAAGCCUUAAGAGCCCCAAUGUACCUCGUCUUUCCCAACAAUUACAACUUCUCAGUUCUGGGAUAUU